UUAUAUAAUCAGGAUGAAAUUAAAAUUGGAAGAUGGAUUGACAUACAUGAAAACUAUAAUAAGUAUCUCUCCAUUAAUCAUCUAUUAAGAAGUUGUUUAAUAACUUUUUAAGGUGAAUAUAUAUUAGGAUAGAAAUUUGGGACGUGGAAAACUGAAAUUGAGGACUAAACAAUGUAAAUAUCUAGAGUAUGAUUAAGAGGUGGAGGUGAUUUUAAUUCAGAAGGAAAGAAGAAUGGAUUUUGGAUUGAUUUGCAUGAAAAUUUUAAUAAGUUAUAAAUUGUUUCUAAAACUUAGAAAUUGUGAAGUCAUUUAUUAAGGGACUUAUUAUAAUGGGAUUAAGUAAGGAAGAUGGGAUACUAUAUAUUAAAAUAAAAAAAUGUAUAAAACUCUAUUAUCUAAGUGGCGGGGGUUAAUUUGAUGAAAAAGGCAAAAAGUUUGGAUAGUGGAUUGAUCUAGACUCAAAAUUUAAUGAUUCUUGGCUUGGUUGUUGCAAAACAGUUUAUUUAAGAGAAUAUGAAAAUGGUAUCCUAAAGUCUGUAGGUUAGAAAUAGGAGAUUAUUUGAUUUCAUAUGUUGA
This is a messenger RNA of Paramecium sonneborni, 576 nucleotides long. NCBI's taxonomy places the organism in Eukaryota, Ciliophora, Oligohymenophorea, Peniculida, Parameciidae. The record is from the annotation of a GenBank genome assembly.